Molecule: messenger RNA, 2034 nt
Organism: Penicillium diatomitis
Lineage: Eukaryota; Fungi; Ascomycota; Eurotiomycetes; Eurotiales; Aspergillaceae
Product: Sec1 family protein
Exons: 8
Coding region: 1-2034 (677 amino acids)
Biological process (GO): intracellular protein transport; vesicle-mediated transport
Cellular component (GO): secretory granule; plasma membrane
Molecular function (GO): syntaxin binding
Source: RefSeq, a predicted model, not a curated record
AUGGGGUCCUCCAUCGUCGACAUCCAGCGUGACAUCAUUCUAAACACAAUUCGCAAUGUGGUCGGCAAUGACUGGAAAGUUCUCGUGGCCGAUGAGGCCAGCCGAAAGCUCAUCAAUAGUGCUGUGAAGGACGAGGAAAUUCUGAAUCUGAAUGUCUCGAAUAUUGAACAAAUCGAGAAUCGCCGACCACCCAAUCCGGACAUGAAUGCGCUCUAUAUUAUAUCACCGCAGUCGUGGAUUGUCGACUGCUUGAUGGCCGACUUUGAGGUCGGACGCUAUAAGAAGGCCUACUUGGUCUGGACGUCAUUCCUUGAUCCCCAGCAACGCCAGCGUCUUGAUCGAUCAGAAAUGGCGCGACGCUACAUAGCUGACUAUCGCAUCCUGAACAUCGAUUUUUACCCACGCGAAUCACAUUUGAUCACGUUUCGCGACCCUUGGAGCUUCCCGGUUCUCUACCACCCCGCCUGCAACGGUCUUGUUCGUAAACAUCUUGAAGACUUGGCUCAAAAGAUCGUUUCUGUGUGUGCGACUCUUGGCGAGUACCCUGUGAUCAGAUAUUACCGGCCUCGCGCCCCGACGCAUGAAGCUGCGACAAAUCGCCCACGGGGUGUGUUGCUCGUCGUUGAUCGGUCGAUGGACGUCUUCGCACCUCUUCUGCAUGAAUUCACAUACGGUGCAAUGGUUUUUGACCUCCUGCCUGUCAAUGACGGUGAGAAGCUUACCUACAAAACGCUACUAAAUCAGGGGAAGCCCAACGAAGAGGUGAAGGAAAUGGUGAUCGGGGAGCACGAUAAGGUGUGGGUGGACUAUCGUCACAUGCACAUGAAAGACGUGCUCGAAAAACUCGGCGAUGAUUUUGCGAAAUUUCGAGCCGCGAAUCCCCAAUUCGCAGAAGACAACGAAAAAAUCAGCGUGAACACUCUCCGAGACAUGCUGGUUGGUCUGAACGAGUUUACUGAGGGUAAAGAUGCAUAUACACUUCAUCUGAAUAUGGCUGAAGAGUGCAUGAAGUUCUUCCAGGAUCACAAGCUCAUUGAGGUCAGCUCGAUUGAACAGUCCUUUGCGACUGGCCUGGAUGAAAAUUUCAAAAAGGCGAAGAAUCUGGCCGCGCAACUCGUCCAGUUACUUGAUGAUGAGGCUGUCAUCCACUCGGAUCGACUGCGACUGAUUCUCCUAUACAUCAUGUACCGCGGUGGGCUACUUGGGGGCGACAUUCGCAAACUGAUGGCUCAUGCGCAACUGCCGGGGCAAAACGGCCAAGUAAUUGCUAACCUGGAUUUGCUGGGGAUUCGUGUGGAAAAGCCACUGAAAGACGAAAAGCCGCCCGUUCCGCCGCUGUUCAACCGCAAGCCUCCUCCUCCAAAUCCGGAGGAGCUCAGCCUUGCGCGCUAUGAGUUGAAUGUAAAACAAUUGCUCGAGGAACAGAUCAAGGGUACACUGGACCCUAAUGUCUUUCCUUUCACGCGACCCCACACAGAGAAUGAUGGGGGGACUGCGACUCAGGAGAUGCUGUCCCAGCAGGCUUCGUUACGAAGUGCCAAGCCUACAUGGGCACGCACUCGAGCUGUUGAUCAGCCACGCCAGCGCAUAAUCGUUUUCAUGGCUGGGGGCGCCACUCAUUCAGAGGCACGCGCGUGUUACGAGGUUUCGCAAGCUCAUAAUAGGGAUGUGUACCUGGUGAGCAGCCACAUGCUUACACCAGCGCUCUUUCUGCGCCAGCUUGGUGAUCUCAGCGUCGACAAGCGUCGACUGGAUCUUCCCGCUGAUCGACCCAAGCCAAUCGCACCAGCCCAUUUGUUCGAGAAAAGUGCGCCUCCCCCCGUUGCUCCCCAGCCUCAGAAGAAGGCUGUCCCACCACCUCAUCUAAACCCACCUGUGGCACCCGGGGACAUGAUGGCCAAUCUUUCUCUCAAUAACGGAGCGACCGCACCGCCGACAGGCGAUUCACACAAGAAAGACAAGGACAAGAAAGGAAAGGACAAGCAUGACAAAGACAAGAAAGAUAAGGAAAGGAAAUUUCGAUUCUUCAAGUAG